CGCCGGCGGAAUGCUCACCUAUCCGGGCGAUCCUCGGGGCAAUCCGCCGCAGCACUUGGCGCUACCACCCCUCUCUACGUCCGCUGCGCCCUUCACUGUGUCCGGAUCCCAUCCCGCAGGCCCAACAUUCCCCAACCCUAGCUUUGCUGUCCCCGCCGCCCCUUCCCUCAACGCGGCCGGCGAGUGGGGGGAUCCGUCGUUGAUGGAAGCCCGCGCGAGUUUCAUGGCCCCGGGCGCCGCCGCUGCUGCCUCACUAGGGUAUACUGGUGAAGUUUUUGAUAGUGCCCCAUAUGGCAUAUACUCUGAGUAUCACUUCGGUAACUUUGUUGACCCGCAUCCCUUAAGAGCAGAGAACUCAGAGUUGAUAAGUGAGAAGCGCCCAGGAACUUGUGGAGAAACUUCAGAGGCUCUUGGACUAUCAUCUCGCUGUCAGCAACAGAGUGCCUUCUCGAGUAUAUUACUCGAUGGUAUUGGUUCUGAAAGUGUAGGAUGUUUUUAUCCACGACCUGUUCCAAAUCAGGAUCCUUCAGUCUCUGCAUCAAGUCUCAUCAGUGGUGCUCCUGCGGUUCCUGCUAAGAGUCUAACAAGUGAAGGGGUACUUGGAAAUAAUUCUUCUCAAGCAGCAGAGGCAGAAAAAACUGCAGACACUCAAACACUUGCAGAAGAAGGUCAAGAACACUCUCACUGCCAUCCAGAUGCUGAGCGGAACAUGUUGCAGAUGUCUGACUCCAGCUCUAGGAAUCGAGCAAUAUUUCUAGAGCUAAUGCACAAUUUGUCAGCAGUUCUUCUAUCUACUUGCAAUGAUGGUUCUUCAUUACAUGAAUAUGAAAAAGAAAAUCUGAAAUCAAUUAUUCGGAAUCUGAAAGCUGUUAGUUCCAAAGGAGGCAAGGCUACAUUAAAAGGCGAUGAUUGUUUGAGAAACUCCAGUCAACUGAGUUGCUUGAGGAAUAAUUUCUCAGUGGCAAUCCCUGAACACUCGGUGUCAACGAACACGGAUUCAGAAUUUAAUGCCUAUUUUUCACAGGCUUUUCCUAAGCUCCCAGAAGAUAAGAUGCUUGAUGAUUCUGAAGUUUCUCAAGUGUCAAUCUACAAAAAAUUGUGGAUUGAAGCAGAAGCUUCAGUGUGUAAACUCAAAUAUGAGCUUCAGGUUACCCGUAUGAAGCUUGCAGCAAACAAAGGCCACAACACAGAAACAGAAGGUGAUAAGGCCCCUGGAUUACCUGUAUGUGGUGGCAAACCAUAUAGUCAUGCCGAAGCAAGCAGUGCCUGUCCUGGUCGUGCGCCACUGCCACCUCCUAUAUUGUCUCCAAGGUCCAUUAUCGCUACAAAAAAGAGCAUCGUGAAUGAGGUUGAUGACACAGUGGAUGGAAUGUUUGCUCGACUGAAAGUUCUAGAGUCCCGCCUUGACACUUUAAGCUCUUUGGGUGAGAACAAGUAUGAGGAGCAACAAAGAGAGAGUGAUGGGUCAUAUGCAGUUGAUGAUGCUGUUUUGGCAAGGUUACGGAUUUUGAAGUCCUGUGCUGAUAAUAUAACCUGCUUGGGUCUGGAAAGCAGCAAGCAACAGAGAGAUGCAGGCACAAAUAUGUCAGGUGAGAUUGAUGAUGCAGGUGCUGAAGUGUGUACUCGCUUGGAAGUGCUAGAGCGGAAUUUAAGGUCAUUGGGUGAUAACAAGUGUGAGGAGCAGCAAAAAGAAAGCAAGGCAUCAUCUUCAGUUGGAGAUCGUCUUUUAGCGAGGCUACAAAUUUUGAAGUCUCGUGCUGAUAAUAUACUCUCUUUGGGUCUGGAAAGCAGCAAACAGCAGCUAAAUGCAAGCAUGGACAUAGCAGAUGAGGUUGAUGAUGCUGUUAUGGCUAGGCUUAGAGUUCUGAAGUCCCGUCCUGAUUUGGAAGCAUCCUCAAUUGCUGGGAACGUGGAAUGUGUUGAGGAGCACCCUUGUACUGUAGGGCUGCAGGUCCCUAGCUGUCAGCCACCUCCAUCACCUGCUGCAGUGUUAGAGAAAAUAACAUUGCCAUCGGCGAGCGAGCCACUAGAGAUAACUGGAGAGACUCCAGCGAUCCCGACCUUUCCGUCUAUCGAAGUACCGCUUUUGUCUACGCAUAAAGGUACACCUUCACAGCUUGAGAAAGAUCAUUCAGGGUUGGCAGACGAUGCCCUGCCUCCGCCGGCGCCAUUGUUAAGUGUGCCCCAGGAAGUCGGGGGGUUGGCACAUAAGAUUGCAAAGGUUAAGCGCCUUCCGCGUUUCCGGCUACCUUCCAACAUCAAAAUAAAACGUCCCAUCUCGGAUCAGGGGGCACGUGCUAUAUUGCUUAGGAAGCUGGGCAUGGUAAAAGACGAUGAAGUGGAUGAACAUGCCAUAAACAGGUGUGUGGAGAUCUUGCAGGUUUCGUUUCCUAAAAGCUUGAUCCAGGCUAUUUUCUGCGGUAAAGACUUGGUGAAGGGCACUCCUGGUGAGCUGUGGGGUAUCUCGGCCUCUGACGUCGUCUUCUAAUUUCCGCUUCCCUGUUUGUGGCGCAACCGUGCAAACUAGGGGCCUUUGUAAGCCUCUUCCUCAGUGACGCCUCGCUAGGUGUGUUAUUAUUAUAGUGGUGUAUCUGUGUGGUUUAAAGCAGUGCAUCCCGAUGUGUAAGAUAGUUUUGUCGUAAACCAAAAACUUCUUGGCUUUCAACUGUAGGGGGCUCCCAUCUUUGCAGUGCAGUGUUUCAAGAAUUGCCCUU
Lolium rigidum is the source of this 2714-nucleotide messenger RNA. RefSeq lists its product as uncharacterized. The record is from RefSeq and is a predicted model, not a curated record. Bases 11 to 2488 code for a protein of 825 amino acids. Lineage: Eukaryota; Viridiplantae; Streptophyta; Magnoliopsida; Poales; Poaceae. The transcript is spliced from 5 exons.